CUAGUACCAGCAACGAUACAUAUAUUCAGAGUUCAACUGUUUAUUAUAGAUCACCAGUAGAGUAGUUUGACUUUGAGAUUUUUUGAGAACUAGUACGACCGAGCAUCAACAACCUUUUCUUCAACGACAUCACAAUUGGAUACUUUACAAGAAGGCCCUUCUCCUGCUCGACGUUUCAGUUUCUUUGUCGAACGCCACGAACUUUACUUCGUCCACAAAAACUUCCACCCAAAAACAAAAUGCCGGAGUCCAAGUACAAAAUCGUUUUUGUCCGCCACGGGGAAUCGGAAUGGAACUUGAAAAAUCUCUUCUGCGGCUGGUUCGACGCGGAUUUGUCCGAAGCGGGGCUCGAGGAAGCGAAGAAGGGCGGGAUUGCGAUCAAGGAAUCCGGCUUGAAAUUCGACCAGGCGUACAGUUUAUGGAAUGCAAAUACUUUUAUGUCUGGGUCUGCAUGAAUGCAGGUGUUUGCCAUGCUCACUUUGCAUAGGCCAUGGCGUCUGUGAUGCAUGCCCUAGCACCACAGAUCUUUUGAGGGCUUUCUGAUGCCCAUACUGCAUGAGAAAUGCCGUCUCCGCUUAGCAAAAACUUGACCUCUUUUGCUGUUCAUGCAACACAAAUUCUGCGUAGAAUUCAAAGGCAGCAUCACAAGUUGGCACCCUGCCAGACCCAGACAUAUUUGCGAUCCAUACAGUUCCGUCCUGCUCCGCGCAAACAAAACCCUGGACAUUAUCCUGAGCAAAAACGUCCCCACCCCAGAGUUGUCAUGCAGAUUUGCAACGACAGGAACAUUUGCAAUGCGCAUCUACAUGAGAGGCAUUUCCGGUCGUGUUUUGGCAUUUGUAGUGCUGUAAACAAUAUGAGGAGAUGGGCUUGUCAUGCGACUGUCCUGGCUAACCUGCACUACACUACAAAGACGAACUUGUCAUGCAUGGCUUCCAAAACUGCUGGAUUUGUGCUGCAGAGUUCGCAACUUGACUUUGGGGUGGGGACGUUUUUACUCAGGAUAGACAUUAUUCUUUCCGAAGCGGGACAAACCCCGCCGAUUGAAAAGACCUGGCGGUUGAACGAGCGGCACUAUGGCGGGCUGACCGGUAUACAAAUAAGUAUGUUGUCAAUGGGUCAUCUAUUUCUCUGCUUGUUUUGUUUGUGACAUGCGAGUCUUGCAUGACAGAUGGUCUUCUCGAUGAUUCCCACAUGAUCGCAUGACAAAUUGUUAAGAGCUACUUAUCUAUCAGGUCUCGACAAGGCCGCGACAGUCGAAAAGUACGGAGCCGACCAGGUGCAGAUCUGGCGUCGGUCCUUCGACACCCCACCGCCGCCGAUGGAGGAAGGACACGAGUACUUCGAGGCCAUUCGGCAGGACCCCCGGUAUGCGGACCUGAAGGAGGAAGAGUUUCCGAAGUGUGAGUCUUUAGAAUUGACGAUCAAGCGCACCAUGCCGUUCUGGGAAAACACGAUCGUGCCGGCCUUGAAGGAAGGUAUAGUGAAAAUGGUUUUUGUAACAUGCAUACACAACUCAAACCGGUUUCUAUCUCGUUGUGAAGAUGAGUUUGUCUUGCGGAGUCGACAUGAAUAUUGCUGUCUAGGAUGGUGCCAAAACCAACUUUCCUUUACAAUUUUUUUAAAGGUAAAACCAUCCUGGUCGCCGCCCACGGAAACAGUCUCCGCGGGAUUGUCUUAUGGACUGCAAAAGUAUCGUACUAGUAUAAAUCGCAUGACAAAUUUCCUCAGCAUGAGAAAUGAAAUUUGUAAUGCAGAUUUGCCUUGGGAACAAGAUUCGUAAUGCAAGAUUCGCAUUUAUACGAGUACGAUACUUUUGCACAGGAUAUGGGUGCCACCUGGACAAGAUGUCGAAUGAGGAAAUCAUGGAAUUGAAUCUCCUUAUGCAUUGCAAAUAUGUUUUGGUCCUCUGGAUUUGUGAUGCGAAAUUUGAAGGACAAUGGAAUCUGUAAUGCAUGAAUCGAGUAAGUAAGAAGGACAAUGGGAUCUGUAAGGCUCCCUUCCGUACGGAGCGCCCCGAGCCCGUUUUAGCGCACAUUUAUGAUGGCCUUACUGUUAAAAGGAGAGAGCUAGAUCACUCUGUAGCACCCAAACUGUUUAUGCUAGCAAAGGGCUAGUGCGCUGUGGACCCCCAGGAUCAGGUAGACGAGGUCCCAGACCGAAGUGGUAGGCGCUUAGGGUGAACUAUGUAUGUAGCGCUUAGGGCCCUUCCGUGCGGCCAAUUUGUAUGUCCCGCAACGGGGUUCGCCUAAGUCGGUCACUUGUAUGCAAGGCGUUGGGUUACCCGGUCGGCAGAGCCGAUCCACAACGAACGAACGAAUGAAUGCCCUUGGCGGGCAGUUUUUCUUUCUCUGUCAUGCUGUGAAACGUCAUGCGUUUUACGAAUGAAAGAAUCUACGACAAGCCUUGCAAAACUUCUGAUGCUGUUAUGCCGUGCAGGAACAUGCCCUAGGAUGCGAGCAUCAGCAACACAAGUUUCCAGACCCAGACAACAUAUUUGCAGUUCAUACUCCCCACCGGAAUCCCGUUCGUGUACGAGUUGGACGCGGAUUUGAAACCGGUGGUCUCCAUGCAGUUUCUGGGCGAUGAAGCGACGGUCGCGGCCGCGAUUGAGAAAGUGAAGAAUCAGACGAAGAAGAAGUAAAAAGAAUGCAUCAACAGCAUUUGAAAUUUUCCGAUGCGUCUUCUUCACUUCCGAGUCGACGUCUUCGUGGGAUGAAACAGGACUGCAUACAUGCGACAAAGAGUUCUUUCCGCUUGAUCUUCCAGUGCGGGAAAUCUCGUGACUUGAUUUCUUGUAACGAUUUUUUCAACCACACCGCAGCUGAAGAACCUGUUUUAUCUCACUCAUCACCCCUGAAGUAAAGGCAACUCUAGUUCUUUUUGAGUCCUCUUUUCAAGUACCUAAAUCAGUAGAGAGUUGUUUGUAUCACAACAUCAGACACUUGCAGCCCAUGCUUAUUGCACCAACCACCACAGACCGUGAGCCUACCCAGUGACAUGAGUACAAGAAGCGCAACUCCGCGAAAAAGAUCUGCUUCAUGUAUGGAUUUGACGUGAAGACGGUCAUCUCUAU
Messenger RNA from Amoebophrya sp. A120, 3076 nucleotides. The record is from the annotation of a GenBank genome assembly. Lineage: Eukaryota; Dinophyceae; Syndiniales; Amoebophryaceae.